UUUGUACCAUUUUAACCCUACCUCCGGCUCCGACAAGAAUACUAAAAAACCAACUUGAACUACAUUACACCUCCGACUCCGGUAAAGCAAGCUCCAAAAUGGGAAACAUAUCAUCAAUCAGAAUAUUCCGUCGCCGAAUCAAAACUCCGGCAGCCGCCGAAAUUUUCCCAGAAGAAAUCAUCGCCGAAAUCCUGUCAAGACUCCCCGUCAAAUCCCUCUUGAAAUUCAGGUGCGUCUCGAAAUCAUGGCGCUCUCUAAUCUCCGACAAGCAUUUCAUCAAAUCCCAUCUCCAAAUUUCAAGAAAAGACACAAACUUUACCCGCCACUGGAUCAUCCAAACUUUUCUAUUUGAAAACCCGAUCCGAAAGCAGAGCCUCAAGCGCUGCUAUUUGCCGUCACUGUUUUCUGGGCUGUCGUCCGAUCCACUCGAAAUUGAUUUUCCGAUCGAAAAUUACAAAGGCGGAGUUUGGGUGGUGGACAGCUGUAAUGGGCUCGUCUGUAUAUCCAUUAACGAGGGACGGCAUUUUCUCCUGUGGAACCCAUCCACCAGAAAGUACAAGAAAUUGGCUGACGUGGACGACGACGAUGAUGAUAGGAUGAAGUUGAUCAUCAUUUAUGGAUUUGGUUUCGACGAGUCUAGCGACGACUACAAGGUUUUUUGCGGUUUCUCCAAUCGGGGUAGGGGCGGAACUAUUGCGAAAAUUUAUAGUUUGAGGACCGAUUCGUGGAAACGAAUCGAGUUCUUAGAGGAGGAUAAUCUUGGAUUGGAUGCUACCGGGAAAUUCGUGAGUGGGAAGCUUCAUUGGGGUAGAAGAAAUAACGGACCCGAUUAUUCUAAUUGGGAUGUUUUUUCGUUCGAUUUAGGAACUGGUGUAUGCGGAAAUGUGGCUCAACCACUGAGUUAUGUCGAGACCGGUUUUUCGCCUUCGUUGAGUGUGCUUGAUGGAUGCCUUUGUGUGCUUUAUAAUUCGCCUAGAACGAGCGUAGAUGUUUGGAUAAUGAAGGAGUAUGGAGUGAGUGAAUCUUGGGUUAGAAUAGUGACCGUACCAUAUAUGCACCUCCCGUUGUCGAAUCCAUCAAUUCAUACACCAUCGUUGUGUGUCGGACCGAAGGGCGAAAUCUUAUUCAAGUUAGGAUCGGAUUUCUUGAUUUACAGCCCGAACGAUAAUCGGUUUAGGUGUCCUAAGAUGAGGAGCUUCGGUGCCUUUCUUGAAGCCGGUGUUUACUGUGAAAGUUUAGUCUCGCUCGUGUAAUGAUGUUUUAUCAGUGCUUUAUGUAAAUGAGCCGAAGAAAACAUGUUUCGUUUCUGGUUAAUCUCUGUCUUAUGAGUAGGAGCGUAACUUGAUUCAAACAUGGCUUCUUGAUAUGAUUUGAUUUUGUGUCUGAAGAGCUGAUAAAAUACACACUACUAAUUAUGAAACGGAUGUUUACCGUUAAAGUUUAGUCUCGCUUGUCCAAAGGUGAACAAGAGUAGCCGAAACCGGAAAAAUUAUGAAACAAUUGUAGAUUGUGUUUUUUUGCC
This is a messenger RNA of Erythranthe guttata (spotted monkey flower), 1522 nucleotides long. RefSeq names its product F-box/kelch-repeat protein At3g23880. Gene Ontology annotation, molecular function: protein binding. The record is from RefSeq and is a predicted model, not a curated record. Lineage: Eukaryota; Viridiplantae; Streptophyta; Magnoliopsida; Lamiales; Phrymaceae.